Molecule: messenger RNA, 3717 nt
Organism: Struthio camelus australis
Lineage: Eukaryota; Metazoa; Chordata; Aves; Struthioniformes; Struthionidae
Source: RefSeq, a predicted model, not a curated record
AUGACCGGUAAACCUCUGAAAGAAGCACAGGGUGAAGUCCUGUAUUCUGCCUCAUUUCUGGAAUGGUUUGCAGAAGAAGCUCGCCGAGUUUAUGGUGAUGUCAUUCCAGCAUCUGCAAAAGACAGAAGAAUCCUGGUGCUGAAACAGCCAGUAGGAGUGGCAGCUAUUAUAACCCCAUGGAAUUUCCCCAGCGCUAUGAUUACCCGGAAGGUUGGUGCAGCUCUGGCAGCUGGCUGUACAGUAGUAGUGAAACCUGCAGAGGACACACCUCUAUCAGCAUUAGCUCUUGGAGAGCUUGCAAACCAGGCUGGAAUUCCAGCAGGAGUGUAUAAUGUUGUUCCUUGUUCCAGACAGCAGGCACCAGCUGUAGGGGAGGUGUUGUGCACUGAUCCUUUGGUAGCCAAAAUAUCUUUUACUGGCUCCACUGCAACAGGAAAGAUACUGCUGAAACAUGCAGCUGGCACUGUGAAGCGAGUUUCCAUGGAGCUUGGAGGGCAUGCUCCUUUUAUAGUGUUUGAUAGUGCCAAUGUGGACCGUGCUGUUGCAGGAGCCCUUGCUUCUAAAUAUAGAAACUCAGGGCAGACCUGUGUUUGCACAAACCGUUUCCUGGUGCAAAAGGGGAUCCAUGACAAAUUUGUGGAGAAGUUUGCUAAAGCCAUAGAGAGCGAGCUACGUGUUGGAAAUGGAUUUGAUGCAAAAACUACGCAGGGGCCGUUAAUUAAUGAAAAAGCAGUGGAGAAGGUAGAGAGACACAUUAGUGAUGCAGUUUCUCAAGGAGCAUCCAUUGUGACUGGAGGGAAACGACACAGCUUGGGGAAGAACUUCUUUGAGCCAACGUUACUUAGUAACGUUACAACAAAAAUGCUUUGCACCCAAGAAGAAACAUUUGGUCCUUUAGCACCAGUUAUCAAGUUUGAGACUGAGGAAGAAGCUAUUGCUAUAGCAAAUGCAUCCAACGUGGGUUUAGCAGGAUAUUUCUACUCCCAAGAUCCAGCUCAGAUCUGGAGAGUUGCAGAGCAGCUGGAGGUUGGAAUGGUUGGUGUCAAUGAAGGCAUAGUCUCCUCAGUGGAGAGUCCUUUUGGUGGAGUAAAACAGUCUGGCUUAGGACGAGAGGGUUCAAAAUAUGGCAUUGAUGAAUACCUAGAAAUAAAAUAUGUCUGCUUUGGCGGCUUAUAAAUUUUUUCAAAAAGCACAAUUCCCAAAAGUUUGGAAAAUAGUGCUGUAGUUUUAAUAAGUUUGUAGAGCCAGGAAUAUGUAUGAAUGCAACUUUUCUGUUCGGUAAAAAUAAGUAAUCCUGUUGUGUGAGUAUGCAUAGAGAUGUUUGUUUACUACAUUCUGUGCUGCCGUAUAUUUUUACAUGUCCUCUGUUUAUCCAUUCAGUUUUUCAAUAAUACGAUCACAAUGCCCAUUAUGUUCUAUAAGGAGCUGGGAAGAAUACAUAUGUAUUAUUUUUAGAUUACCCCUGUGUAAGUGGGAAUGACCUGGAGACUUGUGCAUAAUGAAAACAGAUCAUCCUAAGUCAUGUAAAGGAAGAAAAUAGACUACCUUUUUCUGCUAUAACGUUUGAGUGUAUGUGUAGGACAUGAUAAAUGUUGGGGAGGGUAGUCUUCCUUGAGAGUUUGGUGCAAAUAAUGACAUUUUUUAGUCUGCAUUUUCUAGCCUGUUUCUCUAGAAGCAGGGUUUUUUUUUUUUUCAAAAAUUGUGAGAGAUUCUGAUGUUCAUGCUUUUAGCUACAGCUAGACAGUUGCAGGCAAAGGCUUAGCUUUGUCAAUACCUGGUAAAGCUAACUGCAGAGCUGUUCAGCUUUGGGCUUCUCAGCAAAGAGCUCAAACAGCUUGGAAGUUUGGGAUCAAAUAGGAUCUUGUUUGGUACAUAUGUGAGCUGCAGCACUCCCAGGAGAAGGACAGUGCAGUACAGUUACUGCCUUAGCAAGCAGCAGGAAGAAGAGAGGAUGCUUAUUUGCAGACUACAAGAAGGUAUGAGGGACUACCUGGUAAGUCCCAAGUGUGGUGACAUAAUGAUACACAUCAGUUCCCUUCUGUGAAGUGAAGGUGACUGUUCCUGGGUAGAAGGAAAGUCAGUGAUGCAAAUGUUGCUCUAUAUCUGAAGAAUGUUACUCUCCACCUCCAAAGAACAUAAGCAGAUGGUUUGGUUCCUCGGGGCUUUAUGCCUUGAAUUGGGUUAACUCUUGUAGAGGAAAACAUCCAUUACAAAGGAAGGUUUAAAAACCUUUAAAUGUGGCUACUUUGUGGGCUAAUCAAGAUGUGAAUAGAAGUGAUUAGAGGUGAGAUUUUUGUACCUCACCCCAUUAUUUUAACUGUCCUCUUUAAAAGAGGACAAAGUUUCCUUAAUGUAAAAUAAGGAAAUAAUGCUUAAACAUUAUUUCAGUAGAAGCAAAAAGAAGCACUUUAAGAAAAAAAGUGUGCAAUGUAAUUUGGUAAAUAAACCAGCAUUGCAAGGGGAAAGGGGAAGACAUUUUAUCUCCUGUGUUGGUUAAUUUCUAUUUAACCAAUUAUUUAAUAAAUAAAAGAAGGCAGGAAAGCCUCUACACUAAUGAAUGUACCCUAUGCAGUAAGACAGGCAAAAGAUAGUAGAUAGGCAAAAAAUAGUAGUUAGGCAAAAAGGUACCACAUAACAUAAGAUAACUUGGGGGGGGGGGCAGUGAAGGGGAAGAGCAAGCCAGAGUAGAAUGUCACAGGGUUUUUUUUAAAAAGCGCACAUAAGGUAGCAUUGACUGCUAACCAUAAAAAAUAUUUAGAAAUGAGUAUGUUUGUGCAACACUUAGACAUUUUACUGACAAAGACAGUCUCAUGUGCAUCAUGCCAACUAAAGGGCAGGUAAAGGACACUUAACCGUUCUUCCAGAAAUUCUUAAUGCUAUUAUCAGCUGCAGCACAUGCUUGUUGUCAGGAACAAAAAAAAAAAAGUGGUCUAUUUCUGUACUAGCUACAAGAAGUUUUUUUCUAGCCACCUUCAAAACUUACAUUACUUGCACCUACAGGCUGCAAGAUUGGGGGAAUAUGAUGCCAUUUGGCAGCUUUGGCUGCUAAUAGUUGGUUAGUUCUUACUGGAAAGAAAAGGGAGACAAAAAAAAGUUGCAAGUCAGUGGCUGGGUACCACAGUGCAGCGAUGCAGACACCUGUGUAGACUGGUGGAAUAUCUACAACUUAAAUUGCACAGACUACAAUAUUAAAGUUACCUCUAACUGCUGUAGCCCAGUGCAGUCUUUAACAUAGGUGUACCUCUUGGGACAGUGUGGUUGGAGGAUAAGUACUUUAGCCUUCCCCUUCAUUCAUUGCAAAACUAGCAAUCUGAUGCAUUGGUGCAUUUAUAAUAUUGCUGUCUCUUCUGAGAAUAGCACUGCUAAAAUUAAAUGUUUACCUUUCUCCAGCAUAAAAGACCUGUUACUGUACCUGAUAACAAGCACAAACCAUAAUUAUUAAUAGCAUAUGUAAUAAACUUUAAAAUAUCUUUGUUUAGACUGGAUUAUGGUUGGAUUCCAGCAUAGCAUCCUUGUGUAGGAAUGGUCUAUAUCAGUAAGCAGAGAAUAAUCUUAAAUUGUAUUCAUAGCAAAAGCUGUGAUUCUUUAACAAAGGAUAUACUUGAAUUCUUAAACUUCAUUUAUGUUAAGAUUAUAUUUGUCAAGUUCACAAUUUGUGGAUAUUAAACUGUGAUUGAAAAACAUGUCAGUUAAUAAAUAACUUCUGUGAAAGCACUA